UAAUGCUGCAUGCAAUUAGAGGAUAUGAAUCAUCUGGUUUUGAAAUUGAUAUAGUGUGAUCGUCAAAUUAUGAUGUGAUUUUUUUAUGAAGAUUCACUGAAAUGUUAUUGCUGGAUAGUACUUACGUUAGAAUGAGAUCCUCUGUUUAUGCAUUCAUAACUUCAGGGCCUUUAAAAAAAAUGUUUUGUUUGAUUAACUCAUGAAGUAAUUGAUGUUAUACUGAGUAGUACUUAUACUGGAUACUAUAGCAGAGCAGAGCUAUGGAGUUAUUGACAGCAAUGACCUCUUUAAUGGCGAUUCUGGCCUUUAGGCAGACAGUAGUGCAGGCACUCAUGCAAGCAUGUGCAACCCUGCCCCCUGACGUCCGAGUUGCUUUUAACAGAUUCAUGCAUCGUAUUCUCAGUUGGUUUUCAGCCUACACUUACUUUGAAAUCAUGGACGUAGAUGGUGUCAACACCAAUGAGCUUUACAGUGAUGUACAACUUCACCUAAGCAACUCUCCAUCCAUUUCUGCAACUAGGAUUACAAGGUCUAAGAACUCGAGCUCUUUUUCCUUCAGUCUUGCUGACAAUGCUAAGUUUGAUGACAUAUACAAUGGGGUUUCCAUCUGGUGGGAGCACCGAGUGACCCAGAGGCAGAGUCACUCAUUUUCAUGGAGGCCACUGCCAGAGGAGAAGAGGGGAUUUGUUUUAUGGAUUCCCAAGGAGGACACAGAGCGUGUCUUGAAUCCAUAUUUGGGAUACAUCAUGGAGCAUGCUUCAGAGAUCAGAAGAAAGAAGAGAGACCGUUUGCUGUACACAAAUUCUAAGGGAAGUAUGGAUUCCAGAGGUCAGCCAUGGGAUUCAGUGCCCUUCAAGCAUCCAAGCACUUUUGAUACUCUGGCACUGGACCCAGUUAGGAAAUCAGAGAUUAUAGCAGACCUUGAUGCCUUUGCCAAAGGGAAGGAAUUUUAUCAGAACACCGGAAGGGCCUGGAAAAGAGGGUAUUUGCUUCAUGGACGUCCAGGGACAGGUAAGUCUAGUAUGAUUGCAGCCAUGGCUAAUCACUUGUGCUAUGAUGUAUAUGACCUUGAACUUACAGAGGCUAGGACAAAUGUAGAGCUACGGAAACUACUGAUCAAGACUACUAACAAGUCUAUCAUUGUUAUUGAGGAUAUUGAUUGCUCCCUCAAUCUCUCUGACCGUGCCAAAAAGCCUUGCAGGGUAGAGGUUAAAUCAGAGUCUCCUGUGGAUAAAUCUGAUGAUAACAGCAAUACAAUUACCCUCUCUGGAUUGCUGAAUUUCACUGAUGGGCUAUGGUCAUGCUGUGGUAGUGAGAGAAUAUUUGUCUUCACCACUAACCAUUUAGAGAAGCUGGACCCUGCAUUGCUAAGGUCUGGUAGGAUGGAUAUGCACAUCUUAAUGUCAUUCUGCACUUUCCCUGCCUUGAAAAUUCUUGUUAGGAAUCAUCUUGGUAUUGAAAACCAUGAACUUUUUCCACUACUUGAGCAGAAUAUUGAGGAUGCCCAGAUGACACCUGCAGAUGUCAGUGAAAUCCUCAUAAAGUAUCGUCUCAAUCCACCAAGAGCAUUGGAAGAGUUGCUUGAAGCAUUCAAGGCUACAAAAGAGAGACCUCCUCUUGAAUCUUCUGUUAACAGAGAAGAAAACCCGAUUGAAGAGGAAAAUGAGGAGCAAGAAAGGAGAGCCCUGGAUAUCCACAAGAAGAUUGAAAGAGAGGAACUCUUGGAUUUUGGUAAAAUAUUGUCUUAAACAGAACUGUUACGAAUAUGAACACGGAGAAAUUAAGAAAGAGUAAUUAUCUUUCUGAGGAAAGGAAGAGUGCAAAUAUAAAGAUGCAGCAAUCUAAUUUUAGUUGUAUGUUAUAGUUCAGUUGAUAAAAAUGAUGGCAUGUUCUAUCUAUUAAUAUUCAGAACUUUUUAGAAUUACAAAUGUAUACUCCUUCGUAAUAUAACUAUCUGUUUUAUAUUAACA
Molecule: messenger RNA, 1970 nt
Organism: Cryptomeria japonica (Japanese cedar)
Lineage: Eukaryota; Viridiplantae; Streptophyta; Pinopsida; Cupressales; Cupressaceae
Product: AAA-ATPase At5g57480
Exons: 2
Coding region: 261-1748 (495 amino acids)
Molecular function (GO): ATP hydrolysis activity; ATP binding
Source: RefSeq, a predicted model, not a curated record